AUGCAGACAAUCCACGAAUCCGCCGCCUCCCGCAGAGACCACGUCACCCGCCAGUGCGCCAACGCCCAGAGUCUCAUCGAAAGCCUCAGAAGGGGGUACGACGUGGCCUCCUUCAGGAGCACAAUGAUCCGCUGCAGACUCGCGCGCAGCGGGUACGACCUGCAGGCUGGCACUCCCCGCGAAGGUGUCACCAUGACGGUCGAGAUGCGGCGCGAGAUGGGCCGCCUGGAGGAACAAUUGGGUGUUAUGUGCCUGUGCCGCACGAGGAUGGAGGAGAUGGAUAGUAAGCGCAAGGAUCUGCUGUGGAACACGAUGCGGUUGGAGGACUUUGAGAGGGUUGAGGCAGAGGCGGAGGCGAAGGCGAAGGCGAAGGCAGAGGCGGAGGAGAUUGGAACGGGGAAGCUGAAGGGGGAGAAGGACGUGGAGGGGGAGGAUAAAGAUGUGGAGGAGCAGAAUAAAGACAGUAAACACUAG
Messenger RNA from Morchella sextelata, 474 nucleotides. RefSeq lists its product as uncharacterized. The record is from RefSeq and is a predicted model, not a curated record. The transcript has a single exon. The coding region runs from base 1 to 474 and encodes 157 amino acids. NCBI's taxonomy places the organism in Eukaryota, Fungi, Ascomycota, Pezizomycetes, Pezizales, Morchellaceae.